UAUGUCAAUGGUGGAUUGGACAUGUUACCAUUGCGGAUAUAUAGCAAUGAUGAAUUGGAUUUCUUAAGCGAUUCGUAUUUCAUACGAAUUAUGCGUUUCGGGUUAUAACUUUUGUACAGUACUGUGGGAAGUUAAUUUUCACGUAGCUGGGCCGUAGUGCGAAGAAACAGCUUGCUACCAUUGUCUUUGCAUCUCUUGACCUAAUUGUCUUCACGCUACCGUAAUUCGUCGGCUCGACGACCUCAAACCGAGCGUCUGGACCUUACAGGAACAUGAAUUGUGCCCGGAGCGUCGGUUGCUGCCUGCUUAUCUGCUUUCUCGCAUUUUGCGGUGAUUGUUCUGCCUCGAAAACGUCACAAAGAAAAGAAGUUCUGCGUCGAAUCUUCCGCUCCGUUGACCUGACACCUUCUAUCAGUACGACACCGUCUGCUUCGUCCAUAGACCAACCAAUUACGCCAGCUCCAACAGAAGAUCCCGAUAUGGAAUUGAAUUUGAUGGAAGAUAUGGUAAAUCAGACGCUGCAAUCUGGUGGCAAAGCAAUAUUUCGUUGCAAAGUAGAAGGCACUCCAACCGAUGCUGUUAUAUUUACUUGGUAUAAAGACGGAACUGAACUAGUGGACGAUCCGCGUUUUAACAUAAGAACGAAAUCGUGGGGGUCACUACUGAAAAUAUCUGACGUCUACACUGCAGAUUCUGGUCAAUACAGAUGUGAAGCUUCAAAUACGUAUAGGAGAGUGGCAACAAGUGCCUACCUGACGGUUUCAUUCGAAGCUCCACCAGACUCCGGGAUAUCGCAUGUAGAUCCUGAAUACGUGAAGGGCAGAUGUGAGCAAUACACAGGGUUUGCUUGCAGUCGAUUCCUACAAGGUCAAUAUGUUUAUCUUGAGUUUUUCCAAAAACAAGAAAAUGUUGAACAAGUAGUCUCAACAGCGUUGCAGUUUCUAGCGAAUCUGAAAGAUGUUUCUCCAAGCUGCUCUACAUAUGCUCCUGCUGCGUUUUGUUAUUAUUUCUUUUCUCCUUGUAAGAAGAAUGAUCUUGGUGAUGUCAUAAUGGCAGAUCCUCAACCACUGCGAUUAUGUCAAGAAGAUUGUGACUUACUUAAACAUAAGACUUGCAAGAACGAAUUUUUCAACCAAAAUGCUGACAAAUUUUCACCGAGAGUAUUUGAAACUUCAGAUUGCAGUAGCCUACCAAGAACCACCCCAACUAAUGACCACUGUACAACUAUUGGGUUGCCAAGUGUUGUAAACAGGCAACACAUGUGUUAUAACGGAACUGGUGCAAAGUACAGAGGAACCUUAAGUGUGGCUUCAACAGGCGAAACAUGCAAAAACUGGCCAGCUGAUAUGUUGUUUGAGUAUUCCUACUUGGCUGGUGGACACAACUUUUGUCGAAACCCAGGUGCUUCAUUACCAUCACCAUGGUGUUAUGUGGACACUGCUCUUACUAAGAAGGAAGUUUGUCAGGUCCCCAAAUGCAAUUUUGAGAAAGGAGGAGCAGAUGGAGGAAACGGGGAUCUUGUCAUGAUCCUCAUCCCUGCUGUCAGCAUUCCUCUCCUCUUGGGAUGUGUUAUCAUUGUCUUCUGUGUUGCUUGCAGAAGAAAGAAGAAGACAAACAAAAAUAACAAGGGAACUCCCAUGGAAACUAGGACGCUUUCAGCAAAAAAGGCAAAAGUUCCCGAGUUAAGUUCAAAUAUGGUCCAUGUGAUUGGUGAACUUGGAGAUGGAAAGUUUGGAAAAGUUUUCAAAGCUCAAAUCCUUAGCAACUUACAUUACUGUCCUAAUGAACCUGUGUCUGUGAAAACAUUAAACGACCGAUCCACCCCACCACAAGUACAAGAGUUUCAACGAGAAAUGGAAACUUUUUCAGAACUUCAGCAUGCUAAUGUGGCUUGCCUCAAGGCUGUAGUCACACAACCCAGCCUAAGAUGUAUGGUGUUCGAAUACACAAAUGGAGUAGACUUACACGAAUACUUGGUCCUUCAUUCACCUCAAGCAGACUUUGCUAAACCACCUAGCAGUGCAAGCAGUCAUGCUUCAUCAUCUAUUGAACAUGCUGACUUUAUAAGGAUGGCAAUACAAGUUGCAUCAGGAAUGGAUUAUUUGACUCGGAACAAUUUCAUUCACCGAGAUUUAUCGGCUCGUAAUGUCUUAGUUUGUGGAAAUCUCGAUCUUAAGAUUUGUAACUUAGGGGUGAUCAGGGAUUCAUAUCUCUCAUGUUAUUAUAGAAACCCACAAGGGGGUCAGAUGCUUCCUAUAAGAUGGAUGGCACCUGAAUCGUUAAAAACUUGGCAGUUUUCUGACAAAUCUGCAGUUUGGUCGUUUGGAGUUCUUUUGUGGGAAAUGUUCAGCUAUGGAUUGCAACCUUACUGUGGAUACAGCAACCAUGAGGUGUUGGAUAUGAUCAGUCGCCGGCAGUUGCUUACAUGUCCUGACCAGUGUCCAGCCAAAGUAUAUUCACUCAUGCAUGAAUGUUGGUGUGGACAACCAGCCCAAAGACCAACCUUUGCUGACCUGCAUUCAAAACUUGCUGGUUGGGAGGGAACGAGUACAACGAGAAUGACAUCACAAUUAGCACAAGGAAUACACCGACAGCUGACGAACGUAAUGAAAGAGGGUGGAGGGCAAUAUGCACCUUAUGCUCAACAACAACAGAGACCUGUUAUGAUGAAUGACCCCGGGAUCAACAAACCUCCUCAACCUUACUCUGCAUCACCAACAUCUGGAUUCCUUACAUCUUCUCCUCCUGGUGCUCCUAACACAAGUCCUGCAUCCCGACUAUACCAAUCUCCUGGAACGGCAUCUUCAUCCGCUCAUAGCGCUGGUUUCUACAACCAACAACACCCACAGUAUCAACCAGAACACCCAUACCCCCAGCAGAACAGAUACCUUAACCCACCCCAUCCAAAUCAACACUACAGCAGCAACCAGAGCAGGAGUAGUGGAAGUUGCGCAUCUUCUGAAUACAAUCAUCCUCCUCAUUUGAGAGUCCUCCCUUCGCAUCAGGAGCAAAGAGAGCCAUUUCAGCAAUCUCCUCUUCCCUACCCUCCUCCUCAGGAAGCGAUGAACAGAAGACAGGAGUCUGUCAACCAACAUCAAUUCCACCAUCCGGAGCAGCAGAGAGUAUACGGGAAUAUCGAAAACACUUCACAUGACGACCAAAGUGAGGACUCUGCUCUUCUUUCACGCUCACGACCUGGAAGUGGAGUCCGCCCUGACAGAAUACCAUUAUCAGUUUACAAAGAUCAGAGUGAAAGUUACCCACCAAGCUCUCCUGACCGUAUGAAACCACUGCUAGCACCUAAACCUCCAGCUUAUAACACAGUGAUGGAAGAAAUGAACAAACAAACUUCGCAUGGAGACUCAAGGCAGCAUCGUCGACAGGGGUCCGGCCCCCACCCUGGGGCUCAGGGAAUUCCCCCUUUACCAAAUGAUGACUCACGGGCUCGGAAUACUGACUCAGCAAGUGGAAAAGCGACAUCAUGUGACUCCGGACUUCCUUGCGAUGAUGUCGACAUUGAUGAGUCAGCAGAUUUAAGCCGACCAAUGUUGCCACCUAAUGGCCAAUCUCCAAGUAGAAUUGUUGGGAAAACAGGUCCUCAGUCAGCGGGAUCGUCAGUGUCUGGUUCGACCCAAGUUACGGCUGAAACUCGAAUAUCUGCUUGAUGCAAUGCUCAAUGUUUAUCAUCAUGAAAUAAUGAAGCACUUCGUGCGAAACAAGAGUCUCUGUGACAUCACAAAUUGAGAUGCGAAAAAGAAUUUUAAGAAAACUAUUUCACGAAAAGAAACUAUUAAGUUGAAUUGUUCAACUGCUGUGUAGAUUCUCAAACAUUUUUCGCUUUUUAAAUUACAUUUUUACAGCUUUUUUAAUGAAUGCAGUUCCGAAGCAAACAAGUUUUUUGGUUUGAACUCAAUAUUUUAAUAUUUUCUGUAAUUUUAUAAAAAGUAUUUUGCCAAAACUAUGAUGCAAAUUGUGUUGUAAUAGGCUGUUUAUCAUAUACAUGCACACACAUUCAUACAGCACUGCGUUUCUCCUUUUUAUAUUUCACAAAAACAGGCUGCGUAGCAAACACUGAAUAUUGUGAAGGUAAAAAGUUUGCUAUGGCCCACAUCCAAAGUCCUACGCCAUGAUUCGCUUUAACGCCCUUUUUCUAUAAAUGCUUCAUUUUGAUAAUACAGUAAAGUGGGGAAAAUGGGACACCUUUACCUAUAUUUUAUCGUCCCAUUUGGUGGUAAACAAAGAACAUUUAAAGAAUUAUAAAACUUUGUCCUCAUGACUCCCAUAGGUCGUUGUUAAUUGUUUAAAACUCGAUCAGAAUACUUGAAUAUAUGUGCUAAAGGUGUCCCAUCUUACCCUACUCUACCAUAUCAUUUAAACAAUACUUACCAAAUAUGUUGAUGCUUGUUAUCAAUUAAGGACAAUUGUGUUUUCGUUGUGUAAUAUCUUCUAUUCUUGUCUAGUUAAUAUUCGAACAACAAUAAAACUAAGAUGUGUGUCUUAACAUCACAAACCGGAA
Molecule: messenger RNA, 4516 nt
Organism: Ciona intestinalis (vase tunicate)
Lineage: Eukaryota; Metazoa; Chordata; Ascidiacea; Phlebobranchia; Cionidae
Source: RefSeq, a predicted model, not a curated record